Messenger RNA from Linum trigynum, 3991 nucleotides. The record is from the annotation of a GenBank genome assembly. NCBI's taxonomy places the organism in Eukaryota, Viridiplantae, Streptophyta, Magnoliopsida, Malpighiales, Linaceae.
GGAUCAGGGACGGGACAUGCAAAUUUCAAGCCCUACCCAUUGAUAAUGUAGAUCUACUUUAAUGAUAAUUUAACAAAAAGUUAAUGAUAAAGACUUGUUUAUUUACAAUCUACGUUGCGAGGAGGAAUAAUACGAGAUGCAUGCUUCAUUGGCUCGCGACCAUAAAUGCUCACCAAACAAGUUAGUCAUUGACCAAGUGAUGACAAAGUGUUAUCAAUGGAUUUUAAUUCUUUAGUUGUUUCUAGAGUUAAUAUCUUAUUUUGGUUUGAACUAUACUCGAAUUUUUUAUUUUGGUCCGUGGUUUUUGAAAUUGCUCACUUAACUCGAACUAUGCAUCAUACUUCCUUGCUAGACCUGGCAUAGAUUUUGACCAUCAAAUUGAACGGUCAACUCCAUUGACUGUUAGUCAAGUACCAUGUCACUUGUCACGUCAGUGAACCCAAAAUAAAAAGUUUGAAAUUUGAAUUUCUUUAAUUAUCUUCAAUAUCUAAAAUUUGAAUUAUUUUUUAUUAGAAAAUGAAACGAAUUAAAUAAAUUCAACAUCCAAAUUUUUUAUUUCAGAUUCGCUGACGUGGCAAGUGACUUGACUCUUGACUAAUGGUUAAUGGAGUUGACCGUCCAAUUUGACGGUCAAAAUCAGCACUGGACCAAACAAGAAAGUAUUUUUUGUCAAAAGAUAUCAUGUAUUGAUCGAAAAAAUAGACAGUUACACCCUGGAAACCAGCCAAGCCUGGAAAUCAAAGAAGCGACUCAUAGUCGGAUACAAAGAAAGGGCUUACUAGCUACCAAAUGAGCCACCCUAUUAUUCUCCCGACAUACAAAACGCACACUAAAGCCAGGCUGAGUACGAAAAUAAUGACCAAUCUCUUCCAGAACGGCACCCAACCGGCUAUCUCUUGUGUUGGCUUGAUUAAUUUUGUCAAUAAUCACCUUCGCAUCGCCCUCAAACUAGACCUACGACAAUCCUUGCUCCACACACCAAAUAAUAGCUUCCCUGAGCACAAGCAAUUCCACCACUACAGGAUCAUCCAUUUGAGAAAACUGAACCCCUCUAGCCAGAAGGAGUGUCCGCGCUGGGUCAAAAAGAACCAUCCUACCAGCCGAAUGCGACCCACCCUUAGUAGCCCCGUCGCACAUGCAAACCAAAUGAGAAUCACCCACUUGCGUUGUAGGUUGCAUCAUCGGGAUUGUCACCCUAUGCGCCUGGUCCGCUGGUAGACCCACUCAUUCCUCAUACUGUUGGUUAAAUUGUCGCAUGAGCGUCGGGAUCCCAAAUUGUUUGCCUUCAAAGACUACCCAAUUCCGAGAUCGCCAGAUCCUCCAAAUGAUGGCAACAGCCAUAACCACUAACGUUGAUGAAUCAGCGCCAACAGACGUUUGAGAAACAAAGGAAAAGUGUGCCGAGGCAAACCCUCUCCCAAGUAUUCCAACCCUGAAUAGUCCCAGAGAGCCCGCGCAACCGUACAAUAAAGGAACAGGUGUUCCAUCGUCUUUGGGCCAUCCCAACAAACUGGACACCGAGGUAGCACCUGGACCUUUUUCUCAAUAAGCGCCUCCGUAGUCGGAAGAGCCCGAUUAAGAAUUUGCCAAACAAAAACCUUCAACUUCGGAGGGAUCUUUGCCUCCCACACUCUAAUCCAACUCGGCUUAUCCAUCCAGCUAAUCGAGGAUCGCCACCCACCCCUCCUCCUGUCCAAAUCGACAGCCAAAUGGUAAGCCGACUUUACCGAGAAAACCCCGUCGGCCGUAAAAUGCCAGAUAAGCUUAUCAGGCACAUCCCAUCUCGGGAGAGGAAUAGCUUUAAUAGCCCUACAAGUGGGCGGGUCAAACCAUUGACUGAGCUUCACAUCAGACCACCUCCCUCCCCCCUCACAAAUAACCUCCACCACCAAGGGAUCACCCCCCUCAGGCAAGAUCCGCGGAUUAUAGCAUGGGGGAUCUACUUGGUACCUAGGAAUCCAGUUAGAAUGAAGGAGGGAGACCGAUUGGCCAUUACCGACCUGCCAUCUUAAACCAUCUCCAAUAACUGACGCCCAUGUAGGAUAAUAUGCCAACCCCAAGAGGGGCGAGACCUAGCAGUCGUGGUUAGGAAAGACCCUUGAGGGAAUACUUGCCUUUAUAAACCUGGGCAAUAAGUGAUUGAGGUUCAUUGAGAAUACGCCAGCCUAUCUUAGCCAAAAGAGCUUGGUUGAAAUGUUCAAACUAGCGAAAUCCCAUCCCCCCAUCAUGCUUACUCAUGCACAUGUUUCGCCAGGACACCCAUCUAAUCUUGGGAUUACCCUCCUCAGCACCCCCACCAAAAGUGGGCCACAUGUCUAUCUAAAAAACGACAAAGAGCUAGGGGAAGAUGAAACAGGACAUAACAUGAAGGGGAAGAGCCAAUGCUAUGGAUUUAAUCAAAGUUUCCUUUGGAACCCACGACAAUGCCCUUUGCUUCCACCCCUGAAGUUGCUCUAGGAGUUUUUCCUCCAAAUAUCUGAACGUAGCUAUUUUGGAUCGAGCAACCAGCGUAGGAAGCCCCAGAUAUUUAUCGUGGACCCCCACUGCACCAACCCUUAGGAUCGUAGCCAAGAACUCCUGAUCUGGCAUGGAAAUAUUCUUGCUAAAGCACACCGCCGAUUUCACCAAGUUAACGCGUUGGCCACUCAGUUCCUCAUAUUCAUUCAGCACCUCAACUAAAUUCCCGCACUCCUGAAGAGAACCCCGCAAGAAUCAGUAAGAAUCAUCCGCGAAGAACAGGUGCGAGACUCUUGGAGCACGAGGAGCUACUUUCACCCCUCCCCCCCCCCCUAAUUUUUUCUCCGUGAUCGCCUUUCGCAGGAUGGCUGCAAACCCCUCCGUGCAGAGCACAAACAAGAGAGGAGAGAGCGGAUCCCCCUGGCGAAGGCCCCUAGAGGCAGUGAAAUAACCCGAGGGUGUACCAUUCAUCAUAACCGAGAAAGAGGAGGAUUGAAGACAUUCAUGUAUCCAUCCUUGCCAGACUGAAUUAAAAUCCAUCUUAUCCAAAACUGCAAGAAGGAAGGGCCAUUCGACUCUAUCAUAAGCCUUUUCCAUGUCAACCUUCAGAGCCAAAAGAGCAAUUUCAAAAACCACAGACCAAAGUAGAAAGUUUGGGUAUAGUUCGGGCCAAAAUAAGGUAUUAACAUUUCAUUCUAUUGUUCAUAUCUAAAUCGUAACUAUUUGAUCAAUGAGCCUUUAAUAGACCCAGGAUGUGUUUUUGUACUCUUUGAUGUCUUCUUGGUAUGUUUUGAUGGUUUGCAAGGUACAAAGCAACCUAAGAAAACUUGGAUCAAGUAUUGGACAACUAUGAAGGGUCAAAAGAGCUAUAAGGAGAAGUAAGUGGAGUUUUCAUGAUAAAGACAAUGUACUAUUACGGAGAGGCCUACUUGUAACCACAAUGUGAGCCCAACGGAGGAAGACUCAACCCAAGCAGAAGCUGGAACCGAUGGCGACUUAGCAAUUGGUCCAAUCGCUGCCCAUGGAGACUUGGUCAAAACACAAUCAAAUCUUUAGGAGAGAUCGUUCGUGGCAAGGAGGCCAACCCAAUAAGAAAACCAACGUCGGCCCCAACCUCCAGGGAACCGUCGUUCAUGCACUAGCUUAUAGAAGCCUUCCUCUGCAAGGUACUUCGUUCGCAGGUUGAAGGAGUCCGAGUCCAAGUCAUAAAAGGAAGGAUGUGGCCGACUUUAGGAGGAAACCCCACAGUUUAUCUCCUCUCUCUUGUUCUAUAAAUAGGUGUUUAAUCUUCAGUUAGAAAAUAACUUUUACACUAAAAAAUGGAUGAAGCUCUGUCGUAUUGAUGAGAGAAUGACUCCAUCUUCGAUGAUUCCUUCUAAAUCGCGUAGGGGUGGUAAUGGUAAACCGGUAUUCGGUAUUACCGGAUACCGCCGAUAUCCGCGUAUACCGGAUACCGACGGUAUCGGUAUUCGAUGGAGUGAUUUGGCAUAAUGGUAUACUGGAUAAUACCCAGUAAUAUACCGAAGCAAUCGAG